Eucalyptus grandis is the source of this 1754-nucleotide messenger RNA. Its product is annotated as protein CANDIDATE G-PROTEIN COUPLED RECEPTOR 7. The record is from RefSeq and is a predicted model, not a curated record. Gene Ontology annotation, biological process: transport. The transcript has a single exon. The annotation marks the transcript as partial. Lineage: Eukaryota; Viridiplantae; Streptophyta; Magnoliopsida; Myrtales; Myrtaceae. Gene Ontology annotation, cellular component: Golgi apparatus; membrane.
ACCACCGCCGCCUCCGCCGCCGGCCAGACCGCCCCCCUCCUCCUCCUCCUCCUCCUCCACGCCGCCCUCCCGCUCCUCCUCCUGCUCUCCCCGGCCGUCGCCGAGAUCAAGACCCUGACCAUCGCCUCCGACCCCCGCCCCAUGAUCCUAUUCGAGAAGUUCGGCUUCACCGUCUCCGGCCACGUCAACGUCUCGGCCUCCUCCGUCUCCGUCGCCUCCUCCCUCCCCGUGGCCCCCGACCCCUCCCACCUCGGCUUCUUCCUCCUCUCCGACGAGUCCCUCCUCCAGGUCCUGCUCGAGCUCCAGCGCAACCCGCGCGCCUGCGUCCUCCAAUCCCGCUACGUCACCCUCCUCUUCACCUUCCGCGAGCUCUCCCCGCCGCCCCAUGCCUCCUACGCCGGCGCCUACCCGGUCACCUCCCCGAACGAGUACUCCCUCUUCUUCGCCAACUGCGCCCCGGAGAGCCGCGUCUCCAUGGAGGUCCGCACCGAGCUCUUCAACCUCGACCUCGACGGAUCCAAGGAUUUCCUCUCCGCAGGUCAAACCCAGCUCCCUUCCCUCUUCUUCCUCUUCUCCCUCGUCUACCUCGCCUUCGUAGGGUUCUGGAUCUACAACUGCCACAGCAAUCGCAGAUCCGUCCACCGGAUCCAUCUGCUGAUGGCCGGGUUGCUCCUGAUGAAGGCGCUGAACCUGAUCUGCGCCGCCGAGGACAAGCAUUACAUCAAGGUCACCGGCACGCCCCACGGUUGGGACAUCUUGUUCUACAUCUUCCAGUUCCUUCGCGUCAUCUUGUUGUUCACGGUGAUCGUGUUGAUCGGGACGGGGUGGUCGUUCUUGAAGCCCUUCUUGCAAGAGAGGGAGAAGAAGGUGCUGAUGAUCGUGAUCCCGCUCCAGGUGUUGGCGAAUUUGGCUUCUGUUGUGAUUGGGGAGACCGGGCCUUUCAUUAGGGACUGGGUCACUUGGAAUCAGGUGUUCUUGCUGGUGGAUAUCAUCUGCUGCUGUGCAAUUAUAUUCCCCAUCGUGUGGUCGAUUAGGUCCUUGAGGGAGACCUCGAAGACUGACGGCAAGGCUGCUCGGAACUUGGCGAAACUGCAGCUGUUUAGGCAGUUUUACAUCGUGGUGAUCGGGUACUUGUACUUCACGAGGAUCGUGGUCUUCGCUUUGAGGACGAUUGCGGCAUAUAAGUAUCAAUGGGUGAGCAAUGCAGCAGAGGAGACGGCGAGCCUCGCGUUCUAUGCCGUGAUGUUUUACAUGUUUAGGCCGGUGGAGAGGAAUGAGUAUUUUGCUCUUGAUGAAGAGGAGGAGAAGGAAGCCGAAAUGGCCCUACGAGAAGAAGAGUUCGAGCUUUGAGCUCUUGAGGUGGCAAGGUUUUUGUUGUUCGUGUUGUGGGCGAUCGUGAUGCAUCCACACUGAAGGACAAGAUGAUCUUUGGCAUAUCAAUUAGCGGGUGCAAUGGAACUGUUGCAUCACGUCUGCUGUUCCAACUCCUGUUUUAACACGCUCCAUUUUCUUUCGGUUGCAGUUGAGCUCUCCGAUGUUCUAGAUUUCUCUCACUAGCGAGCAAAUAGCAUUUGUAUUUUAUGAUUUUACUUUUCUUAUCACGCCGUCCUUUGUGAAAUCUUGUUUUAGAAUUGGUUCAAUCUAUGUUCUCCAUACACGUCUCUUAGUUUCGACUUUGAUUCCAAUCCAUAUUCUGCCUGUUUGUAUCUGUUUGUAACUGUUCCUUGAUCAUAAUGUGAUGAUUUUCAGUUUAA